AACGACGGGCGAGCUUUAGCCGUCCCGCCCAGUUUGGCCGGCUCCAGAACUGGGCGGUUGGCCUCGGCCGGGGGCAGCGGCGCCCGGGCAGUUAACAUGGCGAGCCAGGCUCCUUCCCUUAGCUAUGUCGGGAGCAACUUUUUGCGGCAGAGGCUGGUGCUCUCCACGCUGAGCGGGCGGCCGGUGAAAAUCCGCAAGAUCCGGGCCAAGGAUGACAACCCCGGCCUCAGAGAUUUUGAAGCAAACUUUCUCAGGCUGAUUGACAAGAUAACCAAUGGCUCUAGGAUUGAAAUAAACCAAACAGGUACAACUUUGUACUACCAGCCUGGGCUGCUCCACGGAGGGUCACUGGAACAUGAUUGCAGCCCAAAUCGAAGUAUUGGAUAUUAUCUAGAGAGUCUUCUCUGCUUAGCCCCAUUCAUGAAACAUGCACUAAGAAUUGUCCUCAGAGGUAUAACCAAUGAUCAGAUAGAUCCAUCAGUGGAUGUUCUGAAGGCAACUGCUCUACCUUUGUUGAAAAGAUUUGGAAUUGAUGGUGAAGAAUUAGAAUUGAAGAUUGUAAGGCGGGGUAUGCCCCCCAAAGGAGGAGGGGAAGUGAUCUUCGCUUGUCCUGUGAAGAAAGUAUUAAAACCAAUUCAGUACAUUGACCCCGGUAAAAUUAAGCGUAUCAGAGGUAUGGCGUAUUCGGUCAGGGUGUCCCCCCAGAUAGCAAACCGAAUGGUGGAUUCUGCAAGGAGCAUCUUGAAUAAAUUCCUACCGGACAUUUACAUUCAUACCGAUCAUAUGAAAGGGACCAGCUCCGGGAAGUCUCCUGGCUUUGGCCUGUUUCUCGUAGCUGAGACUACAAAUGGGACUUUCCUUAGUGCUGAACUGGCCUCUAAUCCCCAGGGCCAGGGUGCUGCUGUGCUUCCAGAAGACCUUGGUGUGAACUGUGCAAAGUUACUCCUUGAAGAGAUCCACCGAGGAGGUUGCGUGGACUCAAUAAACCAAAGCCUCAUUCUGCUUCUUAUGACCCUUGGGCAGCAAGAUGUCUCCAAAGUCCUUCUAGGACCAUUAUCACCUUACACAAUUGAAUUCCUGCGACAUUUGAGAAGUUAUUUCCAGGUUAUGUUUAAAAUUGAGACCAAAUCGUUUGAAGACGAACGAAAGGGAGGUGAAAAAGUCGUAAUGACCUGUGUUGGCAUUGGGUUUUCUAAUCUUAGCAAAACAGUAAGAUGAUACUUUGCUCAUGGACUUCAA
This is a messenger RNA of Protobothrops mucrosquamatus (brown spotted pit viper), 1239 nucleotides long. It is a transcript of the gene RCL1, whose product is annotated as RNA terminal phosphate cyclase like 1. The transcript has 9 exons. Gene Ontology annotation, biological process: ribosome biogenesis; endonucleolytic cleavage of tricistronic rRNA transcript (SSU-rRNA, 5.8S rRNA, LSU-rRNA). Gene Ontology annotation, cellular component: nucleolus. Gene Ontology annotation, molecular function: RNA endonuclease activity. NCBI's taxonomy places the organism in Eukaryota, Metazoa, Chordata, Lepidosauria, Squamata, Viperidae. Bases 97 to 1218 code for a protein of 373 amino acids. The record is from RefSeq and is a predicted model, not a curated record.